Messenger RNA from Alnus glutinosa, 1355 nucleotides. Its product is annotated as probable leucine-rich repeat receptor-like protein kinase At1g35710. Gene Ontology annotation, molecular function: protein binding. NCBI's taxonomy places the organism in Eukaryota, Viridiplantae, Streptophyta, Magnoliopsida, Fagales, Betulaceae. The record is from RefSeq and is a predicted model, not a curated record. Bases 207 to 1193 code for a protein of 328 amino acids. The transcript is spliced from 12 exons.
CCCUCCAAUCAGAAUUCCAAGAAAAAAGAAAACCCCACCGACGAGACGGGAACGCUUUUUUUCCAAUUCCGCGUUAAUUAAUGGUAAUCAAUUACGCUCUCUCGCACUUACUCAACUAGCGAAUAAUCAAACACUGAAAAGAUAGAUCUCAACAAUCACUGUUCAGAUCUAUCAACUGUUACUCCGAGAAAUCUUGGCAUCUCUUGAUGGCGCGUUUUCAAUUGGUAGCAUUUUCUCUGAUCCUCAUUUCCUCUUCGCUACUCGACCUCGCUCUCGCCAAAACCCUCAAACGAGACGUGAAAGCGCUGAACGAGAUUAAGGCGUCGCUGGGGUGGAGGGUGGUGUACGCCUGGGUGGGAGACGAUCCCUGCGGCGACGGCGAUCUGCCGCCGUGGUCCGGGGUCACUUGCUCUACUCAAGGAGAUUACAGAGUCGUCACUGAAUUGGAAGUUUACGCGGUGUCGAUUGUGGGGCCUUUUCCUACUGCUGUCACCAAUCUGUUGGAUCUCACUAGGCUGGAUCUCCAUAAUAACAAGUUGACUGGGCCAAUUCCUCCUCAGAUCGGACGGUUGAGGCGUCUUAAAAUACUUAAUUUGAGGUGGAAUAAACUCCAAGAUGCCAUUCCUCCUGAAAUUGGUGAACUGAAGAGUCUAACUCAUCUAUACCUGAGCUUCAAUAACUUCAAAGGUGAAAUCCCUAAGGAGCUUGCAAACCUUCCAGAGCUUCGCUACCUCUACCUACAGGAAAAUCGUUUGAUCGGUCGAAUUCCUCCAGAAUUGGGAACUCUACAAAAUCUCCGGCACCUGGAUGUUGGUAACAAUCAUUUGGUGGGUACUAUAAGGGAACUAAUACGCAUUGAGGGGUGCUUUCCAGCUCUUCGCAAUCUUUAUCUGAAUAAUAAUUAUUUAACGGGAGGAAUACCAGCACAGCUUGCAAACUUGUCCAACUUGGAAAUCUUGUACCUCUCCUACAAUAAAAUGUCUGGAGUAAUACCAUCUGGACUUGCUCAUAUUCCAAAACUUAUUUACUUGUACUUGGAUCACAACCAGUUUACAGGGAGAAUUCCUGAGGCCUUCUAUAAACACCCUUUCUUGAAAGAAAUGUAUAUUGAAGGAAAUGCAUUCCGGCCGGGUGUAAGCCCAAUAGGUUUUCACAAAGUCCUUGAGGUUUCUGACACUGAGUUCCUCGUGUAGUCAAGACAUCAACUUAUUCUUUACUAGGAAUUGAUGGGAUAUUUUCGAAGCGUUGCAUGAGGAUGCAGUGAUAUAGAGAUGAAGAGGGAAAAUUGUGUCAUCGAUGUUGUUAUAGCUGUUAUUAAAUAGACCAAGUUUAUUAAAUAUCUUUAAAAUUAUGCA